UUGUUCAUUGUUGGUCUUUGUAAUAAUAAAUAUUUGUUACGAAUUAAAUAAAUAUGAAGUGUAAAAUACAUACCUUUUCGGAUUUCGAAGUUAUUUUAUUAUGCAAUUAGCUCAUAAUUUAAAAUAAUAAAGCUUAUUGAAGCAUUUUCAAAACCAUGGCUGAGGAAGAAUUAGCAUAUAUGUUGCAUCUGCUUGAUAACAUUACUGAUGAUAUUUACGAUGAAUUUACACGGCUAUUCAAUGAAACAGAUGAAAGAAAGACUAUUACAUUGACAAACCAGAUUGUACAGUUUCUUAAAAAUAAUUUGAGGACCAAUCCUGUAACUACGUGUGAAAUUAUAAAAUAUAUGCAACAGCUUAUAUCUGAUACAGAGCUGCUUAAAAUAAACUCAAUAAUAAAUGAAUUUAUACGAGAUGGAAUCACGGAAAAUGAUGCUGAUAAGCUAAUAACAACACUAGCAAUAACAAAAUGGAAUGAAGAAGCAACAUAUUCCAAUGAUUUACUUAAACAAAUAGGGGGUGAUAGUUUCAAACAGCACAGAAAACAAGUGCUGAUUAGUUUAAUCCCUCAAAAUAAACCUGAGCUUAUACAUUUGUUUACUGAUAUGAUAUACAGAGAUGAUCUGCAAAGAGAAUUUAAACUCACAGCAGAUUAUAUGUUAGAACUAUGCUAUGAAGAGAAAAUUCAUUGGCUGCUUAAAGCUGCUGCAGUGUAUAAACAAGAACUGCAUGAUAUGAAAACAGUUACAUUUGAAAUUAAUAAUUUUACAAAGCAAUUACUAUUUUUAGUGCUUAUUGAUCUUACAAAUUGCCCGGAAUCAUAUGAUUUGCCAUCAUUGAUCAAUCAACUGACCAAUAUAUAUUCAAUACUUGAUAAUUAUACAACAUCUGACAAACAGUUACAGUUUUAUCUAAUUGAAAUUAAAAGAGAACUAACUCUAAUUAAGUUUUGUAUGGAAAAUAAUUGUAAAAUUCUGAGCACUUCAAUAUUUAAUCAAGUUUUAGUUCAGAGUGCAUUGACAGUCAUAUCACAAGUCUGCAGGCUCUCUAGAGUAGAUAGAUAUAAAGUAUCUAAGCUUUUGACCAUGAACAAUGAUUACAUUUAUGAACUUCAAUGUCUAAGCAAUAAGCAGGUUGACACAAAGAGCCAUCGUGAUGCAGUCUGGGAUAUUUCAACAUAUAAUAGUUAUUGUAUAAUUACAAAGGUAAUUGACACUAUAUUAAAUUCAUCAGAAGGUUCAGAAAACAUGCAGGAAAUUAAUAGUGCUAUGGAAGAAAUUAAAAGAUUGGUAUUGGCUUUGCAACCUUUACAUUGUUGUAUUGAAGUCAUAGAAAAUAUAUUUUCAUGUUUAUUUUUGAGAUAUGAAUACUUUUCUUGCUAUGAACACAACCAGGACAUUCCCUGUGGGACACACUCAGAAUGUUCUUACUUUUAUUCAAAAAAACAAAAUAAAAGCAAAGAAAUUGUGAAGAACUCAAAUACAGGAUUCAUAUGCAGCUCUUUUACAACACAAGAAAUUCUGAAUAUGCUUAAAAUGUGUAUAGAAAUACUAUCAAAAAAGAUAGGUACCCAAGAAAUUAAUAUCUCCACAAGGUUUAAAAGAUUAGCAGAUGUUGUUAACCACUCAAUAUGGAAAAUGCAGUUGGUAUCAACUCUACCACCAGACACCAGUCCAGCACAAUUAAAACUGUGCAUGGAUUAUGUGAAAGUUGACAACAGCAGUGAGGAUGAUGAUUCGGAAUUCGAUAUGAGAAUGAAGAAGAAACCUAAAGUCCGGAGACGGUUUACUAAUCCAAAACCUGAACCUGGUAAAACUAUGUUGACAUCUACUAUUUCAGCUGAUGAAGCCUGCAGUGUGAAAAGGAAUACAAUAGACUUUAUAUCAAUAAUGUUGGCUAAACCAAUCUGUCUGGUUGCAUUAGCUUUACACCAUAAUGAUUUCCCAAAAGCUAAUCAAAUAUUAGAGAUGUUUGACCUAUUUGAUUCAGAAAUAGCAACGGAAGUGGCGUUCACAGAACAACUGAGGAAUUUAAUCGCAAAAUUAAAGAAUAUAAUUUGUUAUCGCGAUUGUUCACGAUAUCCGAGCAAGGAGCUUUCAGCGCUCUCCGUUGUUUCGACAGAAGUAAUGGGCCUCGUGGAAGGCUUCUUAGCUGCAAACAGAGCACCAAAUUCCUUUGAUGUCAUAGAAUUAGGCUCUCGUCAUCCACACUUGCAACUUUACACCCACAAAAAUUCACCAUUUAUAAAUGCAGUUGACAUUCUCAUUAGUAGUGGCCUAAAUAGAGAAAUAACCUAUGGCCUUAUUAAUGUUGUGGAGCGAAAACUAGCCGAAGUUCGAUCUGGUACAGAUACCACAUCAUCGAAAAAUACUAAAAAUUAUAUUAAAUUUGUAGAAGAUAUAGCAAGUGUUACAUUUGAAAUAUUCGGCAAUACUGAUAGUACAUUUACGUACGGAGAUAAUAUUUGUGAGCUCAUAACAGACUGUCGAAUACCUAUCAAACAUAAAGAUUUCUGCAAACUCAACCAGCUGUCCAGGGAAUUAAAGCAAUGCUGUGGAGACCUAGAGGUAAUUGUAAAUUCAAGUAGGUCAAAGGAGUUAGAUUCGAGCGUCUUGCAGAAAUAUCACCAAAUUUAUAUGAAUGUAGUAGCUGCAUCCGAUAAGGACUUGUGUAACAUUGCAGAAGUAACUCAAUAUAACAACAAGAAAACUAGAGUUCAUUAUCUCAGAAAAUGUUAUAUGUAUGCGAAGUCUGUAUCGCAGCUGAAAGACGAAAAUGUGUUGGAUGAAGCACAAUUAACAACGGCUGCACCAUAUUUUGUUAUACUGGAAAGGCAUUUGCAUGAUAUAUUUGGAAAUAUGAUAAACAAUCAGGAUUUGCCUAUAACGCAUUUGGAAGCCAUAUGUAAGAAACUUAAUGUAAAUCUCAUACCCAAGCUUAUUUUAAACUUUUGUCCGUCGAUAACAUUAGUGGAAUUGUCGAAUGAAGCAAGUGAAGAAAGUUUCAAUAAUCUUCUACAUUUCGUGUUUGACUUUAAGAAUCCUGAGGAGAAACUGUUUAUUGAGCCUAUAGCUGACUUUGCUCCUUUACCACGCACGCCGGACCCGCAAUGUCUGACAUAUGUUAUUUUACACAAUUGGGUUCUCGCGCAUAUUAUAAAGAAAAUUCAUACGGCUCUUAACGAUACUGAUAUGCAGCAAAGUAUAGAUGCGCGAACAAAAUGCUUAAAUAAAUUUAUGGACCUAGAAAGAUUCGAUCAAACAAAAGUUUUAUUCAAUAACAACAAAUAUCUGGCAUCAUUGCACACUACCAUUGACUUGGAUCAACUGUUUUCAUAUUUGCCUAAACUAUUGGAAUGUGGAAAGAUUUUGCAAUGUUUGAGAAUAAUUGAUUCGCUUUCAGAACGACAAGUCGCACAAAGUGCAAAUUUAAAUAAUUUAAAAGAUUUAAUUUUGUAUAAGUUAUCUACUAACUCUAUGAUAAAUCAGAAUUGGAAGUUUUGUCAGCAUGUUAAAUGUCCUGACUUGAAGGUGGAUUUGAUAUUUAACAAUUUGAAUUGCUGGACGCCGGAGGGUGCUCUAGAAUUGGUAGAUUACUUACGAUUCCUAUUGGGCAAAUCACCCAUCGAAGAUGAUUUUUACGCGAAGUGCAGUAAUUGGAUCGCCAAAAUACCCAUAUAUGACCAGAUAUCAUCUAUACUAGGAACAAAUAAUUGGUAUAAUACUUAUGAAAAAUCAAUAGAAAGUCCAGAACAUAUUGUAGAAGUGCUUAUGGAUAAUCAACAGUUUAAAUUGUGUUUGGACUGGGCCGAUUUACAUAAUGUAUCAGAUCACAUGAAAAAUUUGAUAAUUAUCAAUUUACUGCGGCAACUGUUUGAAUUUUCAAAUUUAGCAACACCCAGUGUAGUCCGGGGGCUUCUUCAUCGACUGUCGCCGUCAGAAGCUUUGAAUUUAAUCCUGGCUGAGAUACAGAAAGUUAGAAACAUCGAAAUUAUCAAAGUUUGCCUCGAGUUUAUCAACGACCAUUCAAUUUCUUCGAAGGCCUUCGAAAAUAUUAAAAUCGGUCUACACAUAGUUUUAGAAAUGGAACCAAAUUUGAGGCAUCUUUUUUGGGAUUUAACGGAGAAACCUAUUCUGAUGAUCGAACAAUUGCUAAUGAAUGGCAAGUUGGACAUUCUCAAUGAAAUCUUGAAUAAAAUUUCGCCUCAUUUAAAGAACGACUCGAGUGGAGAUUAUCUUUAUUAUAAUAUGAAAACAAUUGAAUCGGUGACUAUAUCUCGCAACGCUGUUGAUUCCUUGCUUAGGUUCUAUGCUGAGAAGGCAUUGGAUAUGAUUAGUAUGGCAAACGCUGUUACACGACCUUCACCGCCGAAACCUUGGGACGAUGCAUUGCUGCUAUCGAUUGAUUCGAUAAACUUGGAGGGGGUGUCGAAACCCUUCGUGAUGCCGGAACAAGUACCGACCAAGGAGCAGUGGGUGAAAGACUACACGGUGGAUAGAUGCAUGCUAUGCAGAAUAUCGAUAUUCUCACUCAUCAUCCGCCGCCACCACUGUCGGCGCUGCGGUCGCGUCGUUUGCCACGCUUGCUCAACAAGUAGAAUGCAGGUGCCAACAUAUCCGAGUGGUGUUAAAUUCCGCGUGUGCGAUGACUGCUACACGCAGACCACGAACACGAUAAGAAGUUCAGAUAAUGACAACAUGAUAAUGAGCAGCGAUUCCUCCGCGGGUAGUACUGCCAACUGCCUGGACUGGUGUCUCUCCACCGCGGACAAGAAGAAUGCUGCGGUACGAGCAGAGUUCAGUUACGAGUUCACCCCAAAUGUGACACUCUGUUUGUCCAUUAUGAAGAUGCAUACUAUUAAUCUGGAUUAUCCCAGGUUCCUGUUAGACCGCAGCGACGAGCUAGCGCGGGAGUUGUGUGAGGGCAGCUGCGGGGACUCGCGCUGGCUGGUCCGGGCACGGCGCUCCCUGCUGCUGGCGGCUGCGGAGCUAUACUCGAGGACAGCAGUUAAGAAGUCGGGGUGCCAGACAGCGGAGACGGGCGCAGCGCACGUUUCUCGCUGCCUGUCCCACGUGGAAGCUAUGGCCACCCUGGUGCAGCAUCAGGCACAGCAUCUGGUGCCGCAGCAUGGAGCACAUCCUAGUCAAAUGGUUCGAUCUCUGCUCGAGGCUGAAAAAUGGGAGCUAGCACUGGAGAUUGCGACAAAGUCUGGCAUUCCGCGGACAAGCGUGCUCGCCGCUUGGGGCAAGACGUGUCUGAAGGCCGGCUGCUACAGAGAGGCCCGAAGGAAGUUCGCGCUCUGUUUCAAGACGUCGCCCAAUGUAUUCGUAGACGGUUCAGAUGAGCUGGAAUACGGCAAGGAAGCGUCUGAAGCUCAUUUUGUAAGGAGACAGAAUAGCAGGAGUUCGGGUUCCGUUUCCACGACGGGGCCGGCGGAAGUACGCGUCCGAAACAACCCGCCCCUUUUGAAUGAAAUCAUUAAAAUGCUUGAAAAUAUUAACUAUCCCGUCAAUCAACAUUUGCUUGAUAAAGCUGAAACCAUUAAGACAACUAAUGAAACAUUAUCAUCAAUGAACACAGGCAAGAAAAAGCUUCCAUUUACUGAACCAGCACUGAACAUAAUGCACAUGUUGGCGAGCGUCAAACGUAUUAAACAGGGAGACUACAGCGACCUGCAUACGGCUCCCGUACACCCGAAGAAGUCUCUGGCUCAUGGUCUGCUGCGGAGGAACACUAACGUUGAAGCGAAGCCGGAUCAACGACAUAAACUGGAUUCGUUCUUUUAUAGAGAGUGCGUUUACUAUCUCACCAACUACGGCUCCCACGCGGCAAAUAUCGCGUUUUACAUGAAGCACAGUACUUUGGGUGAAGUGAUACGGUACUGCUAUGAGAACGGCGUUGAUAAGGAGACGUUUACGGAUUCUGUUUACAUGGAGUGUUACAAGAAGGACAAAGUGAGCGAGAUGUUGAAAGCUAUGGGAGACAUGGACAGCUCGUUCGAGAUGUGGUCGGAGUACAUAAUGCACGUGUGCCGCACGCUGGAGGGAGCGCGGCGCGUGGCGGCGCUGUACGCCGUACAAGUCGGCAGCGGGCAGUGGGCGCGCGCGGCCGCGUCGUGCGCGCGGCUGUACGCGCGGCCCGGCGCGCCGCCCUACGCCGCGCUGCUCGCGCGCGCGACGCGCCUGGCCGCCGCGCUGCACCACCUGGCGCAGUGCACGCCCGCGACCGCGCACAAAAUAAACGACCCGAGGUCAAUUCAGUUCAAUCUUGACAGAAAAACCAUAGACAAUCUGAUGACAACAUUUACUCGUCAAAUUGAACUGACAAAAUAUUUGGCCAACUGCGAGGCGGCAAACAGAGUGUCGAACAAGGUUCUGCACGAAAUAAUACCUUCACCAUCUCCGAGGUCGGAGGACACAGACAAUAGACCGCUCACGUUGUUUGGAUCAAACACAGACAAGAUGAGGCUUGUGGCCGGUGUCCUCGUUGGCGGCGCGACCGUCGAUGCUGGAUUUGAUUUGGCCUUCAGAAUUAUAACAGAGCAGAGGUUGGACUCGAUGAACAUAUACAGCCAUGUUGCGAAAUAUCUAGUGAAUACAGACCGGUUUAUGGAAGUAAAGGUGUUGGCGAAGUGUAUACGAGGAUCAAAAGAAACUGCUGCCAGUUUAAUGAGCGACCAAGUUCUGGAAGCGGCCGUGGCGGCGGUGGUGGGUCGCUGCGAGGCCCGCGGGCAGCUGUUCGACGAGCAGGCCGAGCUGCUCAUAGCGGACGUGCACAGCGUCGCCGGCAAGAUAUCCUGUUACAUAAUAUGCCACAAUGUAAGCAGUGCCUACAUAUUGGCAGCCCGGCACGACAGGACAAAUGACUUGCGACGUGUCCUCCAAGAAGCAGACAGGCUUGGUAACGACCAAGUUAGAAAUGCUUGCCUUAAGCGACUUACAUCCAAGAAGUCAUAGGAUUGUUUAUAACUAAAUCAUAUAUAAAGAGGCAUUGAUGAUGUAGUCUGUUUUUAUGUUGUAUGGUUACUAACUGAAUCAUCGUCAUCAGCCGGAAUAUGUCCACUGCUGGACAAAGGCCUCCCACAAGGAUCUCCAUGACGAUUGGUCUUGUGCUGCCUUCAUCUAACUGAAUAAGAUUAUCAUAAUAACAUAAGAUGUAUGAAGUAAUAAAUUGGUGCUCUAUAUGUAACUUUAACACAUUCACUGCUAUCCACAAAGCAGCCAUCAGCAAACCACUAUGUGUCAAAUAGCUGUGAUUUAACAGUGUUAAUAAUUUUUCGUAGUACCCUCAAUUAACUGCUCAUCAUGUACUUAUCAGCAUUAUUGAAUAUACCCCUGGAUCUGACAUAUUUCAAAGAUUAUAAGGACAAACUGAGAAUCUAAACAUUUCUAUUAAAAUAGCUGACACGGAAAAUGUUGUUACAAUAUACAUUAAUAAAAAAUUGCAAUAUAAAGGAAUUUGGGGUAUGAAAUAUAGAUUACCUACAACCAAUUCUCUAAUCUACUGAAUACACAUAUAAAAUAUUAGUCAAGCCGUUUCGGAGUAGUUUGUUAUUUUAUGUAUUUAAAAAUUGAACAAAUGAUUUGGAAUUUUUAAUAACAAAGCAUUUGAUUUUACAUAAAUAGGUAAAAUCAAAUCACAAAUAAUUAAUGAAAUCAUUAAUAAUGUAAAUGAAUGUUGUAUUUUUCUAUCACAUUUACAAAAUGAUCUGGAAAAGUUGCCAUCAUGUAGGUAAAUCAGUUUUUUAAGAAAAUUAUUAUCCCAUAUUAUGGUAAGUAAUUACCUAAAUCAAAUAACAACAUGUGGACAUUGAUGCAGAUGGGCUUAAAAUAUUUAUAAAUUAAUGUACUAAAAUUCAUUAGAAGUACAUACUGUUGCUUUGAAUUGGACUUGAUUUUAAAUUUAACAUAUUUUAUACACUGUAAUUUAACUAACAUUAUUAACUCCUAUAAGCCAAGUUGUAUUAUAUGUUAAGGAAGAUAACAGCUAAUGAAUGAUGUGUAACCAUAUAAGUUAUCUGUACACAUAGAUAUAUAUAUUUUUAUCAUUUUUUGUAUUCGUCUGUGAUUGUUGGGUUUCUGAAUAAAUAAAUAAAUAAGUAUUAUUAAUGGAGCUACCUUAACAGCUCUUAUAUCUCAUUUUUAUAAAUAUAAUAUUGGUGAAACUUGUGAUAAUUAUUGUAUUACCAAAUAGCCAUAUAAUUUCAUGUAAUUGUUUUUCUCUAAGAUAAGGGAGCAUAUUAUUUUUGUUAGCUAUUAUAAAUCAUUUUAAAUUAUGAUGUUAUUAUAUGACGAGAAGACUAAUAAAGUUAGUAAAUAAAAAAUAUAUAAUGUGUAUCUUAUGAACAAUAUAAACAAUGGUGUAAUAAAUAUUAACACAUUAUAAUUUACAUUUGUUUUAUUUCUUAAAAUUAUAAAUAAAAUAAUUGAAGAGGUGGUUAAAUAUCACAGGCCAGUAGGCAAGACUCCAACUCUUCAAAUCUCGUAUGAGAGAAAAGCACAUUUAAUGGACCUCCACCCUCCGCUGUGUUGCUGCAGUUUGUGUCA
Molecule: messenger RNA, 8546 nt
Organism: Leptidea sinapis
Lineage: Eukaryota; Metazoa; Arthropoda; Insecta; Lepidoptera; Pieridae
Gene: Sptz
Product: zinc finger FYVE domain-containing protein 26
Exons: 16
Coding region: 156-6956 (2266 amino acids)
Biological process (GO): double-strand break repair via homologous recombination; regulation of cytokinesis; mitotic cytokinesis
Cellular component (GO): lysosomal membrane; midbody; centrosome
Molecular function (GO): metal ion binding; phosphatidylinositol-3-phosphate binding
Source: RefSeq, a predicted model, not a curated record